Cynara cardunculus var. scolymus (artichoke) is the source of this 1278-nucleotide messenger RNA. RefSeq names its product pectate lyase 1-like. The transcript has 4 exons. The record is from RefSeq and is a predicted model, not a curated record. Lineage: Eukaryota; Viridiplantae; Streptophyta; Magnoliopsida; Asterales; Asteraceae. Gene Ontology annotation, molecular function: pectate lyase activity. The coding region runs from base 1 to 1278 and encodes 425 amino acids.
AUGAUGGAGAAGCUACAAGCGUUCGUUUUCCUCUUCACUGUUGUUUUUGCUUUUAUGGUGCCAACUACUAUAGCCCUCGGUGCCCCCUGGAGCUCAGAUAACGAUACUCAGAUCCCGGAAGCCAGUGACUAUACAAGUGAACGUGCCAAACUUGCCGAGAAGGCUUCCAUUUCUGUAGAUGGAAAGAAUAGUUCAAGGAGGAGCCUAGCUGGUUGCGAACCCACGAACCCAAUAGACAAUUGCUGGAGAUGCAAACCCGAUUGGGCAGAUAAUCGACAAGCAUUAGCCCAGUGUGUGAAGGGUUUUGGAACCGGAACCACCGGUGGUGCAGGCGGAGAAAUCUAUAAAGUCACCGAUCCUUCAGAUGUGGACGCUGCAGCACCAGUGGAAGGAACGCUGCGUUGGGGUGUCACCCGAGAACGACCUUUGUGGAUCAUCUUCGAGAGAGAUAUGGUGAUCAAUCUCAUACAUGAGCUUGUGAUUACUUCCGACACCACAAUCGAUGGUAGAGGUGUGAAGGUCGAGAUCUGUAAUGGCGCAGGUCUCUCCGUUUACAAGGUCAAAAACGUCAUCGUUCACGGCCUCUACAUACACGAUAUUAAAGAAACUAAAGGCGGAACUAUUGCAAGUGGAGAAGGGAAACCAGGACCAAGAUCAGAGGCUGAUGGUGAUGCUAUCAAGGUUUUUGGUUCCACACAGGUUUGGAUCGAUCAUUGCUCGUUUGCCGGAGGCCCAGAUGGGCUUGUGGAUGUCACCAUGGGUAGCACUCUCGUCACCGUUUCCAACUGCAAAUUCAACGAUCAUGAUAAAGUAAUGUUGCUAGGGGCAGAUGAUUCGCAUUCUGAAGAUAAAAUUAUGAAAGUGACAGUGGCAUACAACAAGUUUAGUACAGGAUGUGUUCAAAGAAUGCCAAGGUGUCGAUGGGGUUUUUUCCAGGUUGUUAACAAUGAUUAUGAGAAAUGGGGAUUGUACGCAAUCGGUGGUACCUCCAACCCGACUAUCCUCUGUCAAGGAAACCGAUUCGUGGCUCCUGAUGAUAAAAAUAAGAAAAAGGUGACAAUGAGGGUAGGUGUGGAAGAGGCAGAGUGGAAGAAAUGGAAUUGGAGAUCACAGGAUGACCUUUUAUUAAAUGGAGCCGUGUUCAUAGAUUCCGGCAGUGAUCCACAGCUGACACCUGAAGAGCAAGCCGGAAUGAUACCACCGGAACCAGCCUCCACCGUCGAAACGCUCACCAAAGACGCUGGAUUUCUCGUAUGCUCGCCUGGAACACCUUGUUAA